Messenger RNA from Bactrocera oleae (olive fruit fly), 2696 nucleotides. It is a transcript of the gene rumpel, whose product is annotated as rumpel. Gene Ontology annotation, cellular component: membrane. Gene Ontology annotation, molecular function: symporter activity. Gene Ontology annotation, biological process: sodium ion transport; transmembrane transport. The record is from RefSeq and is a predicted model, not a curated record. Lineage: Eukaryota; Metazoa; Arthropoda; Insecta; Diptera; Tephritidae.
CUGCGAGUAAGUUGAUCAACAUUUGACGAGCCACUUAGUGAUAUGCAACCGUGUUUAGCGGCUAAUUUGUGCACGUAAUACUUCGCAAAAAAAAGUACAAUAAAAAACUAUAACAAUCUAGACGACGUACGACGAGCACUAUGCAUGAUGCAGCGGCAUAUGUAUUUAUUUAGUAUAAAUUUAGAACUAACGGGUAAUAAGAUGCAAAGUAACGGUCUAAGUUAAAUCAGUUAUAAUUCGCGUGCGAACGCGUAAGCAACGGAGGCGCUCGUGGUUAGUGAAGUGAUCGUGCGUCGAAAUAAGUGAAAGUGUUUGCAAAAGUGGAAAAAAGGACGUUCUCGAAGGACUCUACCUACAAAUGACUCUGCAAAAGUGUUUGUUUAGUGUUUUAUAACGUGUAUCAAAGACACUUUUGUGUGUGUGUGUUUUUUUUUCAAUAAAAAAUAAAAUAAUUGCAAUUUCCAUUUUUCCACGCCGUUCGACAUGUCGGCCAAAAUGAAUGUGGACGAAGUGCGCAUUAGCCUUCAACGCUUCGGUUGGCCCGAUUAUGUGGUGUUCGUUUUAAUGUUAACCAGCUGUGCGGUGAUCGGUAUUUAUUUUGCGCUGCAAAUGCGUCGUGAGGCGAAGUCACGCAAAUCGCUUACAACAGAAGAUGCCGAGGAUGCUUAUUUGGUGGGCGGCAGAAAUAUGAAGAUUUUUCCGAUCGCCAUGUCGCUGAUUGCAAGUUUCAUAUCUGGCAUAACGCUGUUGGGCACACCAACAGAAGUAUAUCUCUUCGGCACACAGUAUCUCUAUAUCAUGGGCUCGUUGGUGAUCAUGGGCUUCGUGCUUUACUAUUUCUUCCUGCCAGUAUUCCAUGAUCUCAAACUAAUAUCCACAUAUCAGUAUUUGGAGUCGCGUUACGAUCGGCGAAUGCGUCUCUUCGGUUCUGUGCUCUUCAUGUUUGGAUCGUUAUUAUGGCUGCCAAUUGUCAUUUAUGUCCCCGCACUGGCCUUCAAUCAGGCCACGGGCGUUAAUAUACAUCUAGUAACGCCGAUCGUUUGUCUAGUGUGCAUUUUCUACACCUGUGUGGGCGGUCUGAAAGCUGUCGUUUGGACUGAUGUUGUGCAGACUAUCAUUAUGUUCGGCGCCAUGGUUUUGAUCAUAGUCAAGGGCACCAUUGAUGUAGGUGGUUUUGGUGAGGUUUAUCGAAAAGCGAAAGAGAGCGGGCGCAUUGAGACACCGAAUUUUACCUUUGAUCUCACCGAACGUUACACCGUCUACUCGCUCUUUAUUGGCGGCGUCGCUCAUUGGUUAAAAUCGAAUGCGAUCAGUCAGAAUAUGAUUCAACGCUAUCUCUCGCUACCAAACAUGAAAUCGGCGCGCACCGCGGUUUGCCUCUUCAUAUGCGGUGUGUUGACUUUUAUUUGCCUUUGCGGCUACAGUGGUCUGCUUAUCUAUGCGACCUACCACGAUUGCGAUCCAUUGCAAACAAAGCUCGCCAAACGAAAUGAUCAACUAUUGCCGCUACUUGUAAUGGAAAUACUGGGUGAUUAUCCCGGUUUGCCGGGCCUCUUCGUUGCUGGCGUCUUUAGUGCUGCGCUCUCUUCACUCUCCACUGGCUUGAAUUCUAUGUCGGCGGUGAUGCUCGAGGACUUCUUCAAAUCAUUUGCAAAAAAGCCACUCACCGAGCGUCAGACCGCACUUAUAAUGCGUUUUGUUGUAAUCAUAUUUGGUGCAAUAUGUGUGAGCUUGGUUUUUGUUGUAGAAAAACUUGGUACAGUGCUACAGUUGACCAUAACUUUAUCGUCCGUUGCGAAUGGUCCACUCUUAGGUAUAUUCACGGCGGGUGUUAUGGUGCCCUGGAUUGAGGGAAAGGGUGCUCUAGUUGGUGGCCUUAGCAGUCUCCUCUUCAUGGCCUGGAUGUGCAUACGCGCUCAGGCAGAUCUCGCUAGCGGCGCCGUGAGCUAUCUGCGCAAGCCACAUACCAUAACGGGUUGCAAUUAUACCUUCGUAGAUUUCGCUUCGAUGAGUAUGGUGGCCGAGAAUAUUACCGAGCACUCAUCGACAGUGCAUUUGGAAAACGACACCUUCCACAUCUACAAUAUCUCCUAUCUCUUCUACACGAUGUUCGGCUCGCUAAUAACCAUCGUGAUCGGCUUGAUCACCAGCUUUCUCUUGGGUGCAAAUAAGCUGGAGAACAUGGAUACAAUGUUACUGUCACCCUGUGUGCGACGCUGGGUUGAUCGCUACAAAGCGCGAAGAGCGCUAAAAAAUGGCGCACUACAACAAACCAAAACACCGGCAAAAGCGCUGGAAAUGAACAAAUUGAAAUUAGCGAAACUCUCAGAGAAGCCUACGUAAAAGUAAAAGUAAGCGGUUACGAAGAGCGCCAGUGAAGGAAGAGAGCAGCUAAUUUUAAGCUAAAUUUUAUUUAUUGAAGGCUUAAGGCGAGCUACCAAAGAGAAUUAGUGAAGAAAUUAAGUUUAAUAUUAAUUUAAAGUGCGAAAGGAAGGCAAAUAUAUAUUUGUGUAGCUACAUUAAGACGCCACUUUCUAUAUAAGCGUUUAUAUAAGUGAAUUGUAAAUACUAUGCAUUAGUAGACAAGUUAUAGUGUUUAGCAUUUUAAAUAGCAAUAAGCAAAGCUGCAAAAAAACUAAUAUUAAAAUGUUCCUAUAAAUUAUUGUAAAUACAAAUACAAAUCAUUCUCCCAUCAA